Molecule: messenger RNA, 1150 nt
Organism: Drosophila subpulchrella
Lineage: Eukaryota; Metazoa; Arthropoda; Insecta; Diptera; Drosophilidae
Exons: 2
Coding region: 59-1093 (344 amino acids)
Source: RefSeq, a predicted model, not a curated record
UCCAGUUCAUCCGCACCACUCGAUCAGUUGGGAUCAUUUCAGAAUCGUCGCGAUCAAGAUGAGAUCCUGGUACUUGGCACUCAGCCUGCUGCUUAUCGCAGCGUCCGUAUUUCAGCCCAUUGAGGCUCGCGGCGGAAGGGGGCGUGGCGGUGGAUCGUUCGGCGGACUUUUCGGCGGAUGGCGGAAGUACAAGAAGCCUUCGUCGUCGGGCGGUGGGCGGCGGGUGGUCAGCGGUUCGCCAGUUCAUACGGCCAUGACGGUGCCGAAACCCCCACCCCCGCCCGCACCACCAAAGCCGAUGAUGCCGUCUAAGCAGCAGAUACCCAGCUAUCCGCGCCAGCAGAUGCCACCGGGCUACGGCUACGGGUCGUAUCCUGGCCAAGUAGGUGGGACAUAUUACUCCAGUGCUCAGGCCUUGCCAGCGGGAGCGGUGUACUACGCCCAACCACCCGUGGGAAUGAACCGGGGAACGGGAACGGGAGACUUCCUGACUGGAAUGCUGGCGGGUCACAUGAUGAACAACUUGAUGUUUGGCCACCGACACCACGCAUACCACAGAAAUCGGGAGGAGGGGCAGACGCCGUCCCAGGGAGAUGGUCGCCAGAUCAUCAUCGUGAACAAUGGUCAGCAGGAGGGAGUUUUGCAGAAUGAAACCACUAUUUCAGGGGAAGCCUCCGCCGUAGUUCCUCCCGAAAAUCCCCUAACUGAGGAGGAAGAGGAGGGGCAGGGCGAGGGAGAGAGUGACCCUGUGUCUAGUGAGGAAUCCCCGGAAUUCGAGGCGACUCCUCAACCCUAUCCAGAUGGUGGCAUUAUUUGCUUCCCCAUCACGCUUAACGAAACAGAUCCCGAAAACUCAGAGGCGAUGCGAGAAGUGGAGCGGGUGGUUUGCUUCCCAGCUCCGCCACACAAUCCGGACGAUUUCCUACCCACCGUAACCACUGAGCCCCCCAUUGUUGCCGGCGAUAUUGUUGGUGGUGCAGAGGAUGGUUCGCAAGGCGGCGGAGUUGACGAGGCCAGCAAUGCUGGUGUUCCCAUCGAGGUGGCCAACUUUGUAGCUGCAAGAGCCGCCAAUGUCGAAAAGGACACAAUUUGAGUACUCCUACGAUAGAAACUAAGUAAAGAUAAAUAAACAUUAAUAAUUUAUUUCCAA